UAGUCACACACACACUAGUUGUGGUGAAAUUAUUCUCUGCAUUUGACCCAUCACCCUUGAUCACCCCCUGGGAGGUGAGGGGAGCAGUGAGCAGCAGUGGUGGCCGCGCCCGGGAAUCAUUUUUGGUGAUUGAACCCCCAAUUCCAACCCUUGAAGCUGAGUGCCAAGCAGGGAGCAGCUUAUCCGCCAUCAUGGAGGAGCCCACAGCUUCCGGUGUGUUCUGCAGCAGGAUGCUGAGCAUGGUGAACUCCGAGGACGUCAACGCCAUCAUCCAGGCUCAGAGACACAUGCUCGACCGCUUUGAGAAAACCAACGAAAUGCUCAUCAACUUCAACGGGCUGUCCAACGUGCGGCUGCAGCAAAUGAACGAGCGCUUCCUGCUGCACACCCGGACGCUCGUGGAGAUGAAGAAAGAUCUGGACGGCGUCUUCCGAAGGAUCAGGACGCUAAAAGGCAAGAUUGGCAAGCAGUAUCCUGAAGCUUUUAGUAACGUCCACAAGUCGCCCAGCUCGGAGGACGACGACGACGACGACGAUGACUUGGACCCGGCGCCCCCGAGCGGCGCCACCACCGUCACGACAGUUACCUCGGGUCAGAGCACAGACUCCUGCGACACCAGCCCGGACGUGGUCUCGCCCGCCGCCAGCAGGUGUUCCGAAGAGCUGUCUCAGGGAGCGUCCGACACGCCCACCUCUGACGCCCACCACACGGCCGGCCUCCAGGACGAGGGUCCCGACUCUGAGCCCGCUGAGGAGUAACUAGGUGUUAGUCCGCUUAUCAUAUUGCAUGUGAAGGUACUGUUUACACACGUUAACAUGCUAAAGUCAUUGGGGAUGAUGUCAUCAUGUAAACUUUCAGUGUUAAAAUCAUGAAAUAUAUUAUUGUGUGAAUGUUCCAAAACAUUCACUCAUGUUUUACACACCAAAAUUCUUCUAUUUAUUAUUAUUAUUAUUAUUCUUCUCCAGGUUUUGGCACGCUCUACCUUCCACGUUUUGCACCCGAUUCAAAGCGUUCCGACUUCAAACUGUUCAGCCUGUUCGGGAGUCGCAGGCUUUCCCUUGAAAAUUUUCAAAAAUUCCCAGAUUUCCCAGAAUUCCAGGUUUUUCGGGACAUUUUUCCCCAUUCAAAAUGAAUUGGCCAUUUUUCAAACUUGCACCAUUUCCACAUUUUUCAACCGAUUCAAACCAUCCCACCUUCAACACAUUUCACCAUCCUGGAAAUUCAAACUAUAAUUUUUCCAAGUUAAAAAAAAAAUUCCAGUAAUUCCCAGAAUUCCCUUUUUUUCAAACCAUUUUUUUACCCUUUUUUCUGGCGAAUGUUUCUUCCACAUUUUUCAACCCACUUCAACCGUUCCACCGUCUAAAAAUUCCUUUAAUCAGAACAAAAGACAAAGUUUUUUUUUAACUGGAAAAUUUCCCUAAAUUCCUGGAAUUCCUUAAUACCAUUUCUCAAUUCAACAUGUUACUACUUCAACAUUUCUCGACCGAUUUGAAAAAUUCCAACACCAACCACUUCAACUCAUUCAAUCCUUUUAAAAUUUUCCCCAAAAUUCCCGCUUUUCCCGAAAUUCCCAAAUUUCCAUGAAAUUCCCAUUGAAAAGAAUGGGACAUUUUUCAAAAUUCCCAGAAUUCCCUUUUUUUCAAACCAUUUUUUUACCCUUUUUUCUGGCGACUAUUCCUUCCACAUUUUUCAACCCACUUCAACCGUUCCACCGUCAAAACAAUCCUCUUAAUCAGGACAAAAAAACUAAAUUGUUUUUUUAACUGGAAAAUUUCCCAAAAUUCCUGGAAUUCCGUAAUACCAUUUCUCAAUACAACAUGUUACUACUACACCAUUUCUCGACCGAUUUGAAAAAUUCCAACACCAACCAUUUCAACUCAUUCAGAAAAUUCAAGUCUUUUAACAUUUUCCCCACAAUUCCCGCUUUUCCCGAAAUUCCAAAAUUUCCAUGAAAUUCCCAUUGAAAUGAAUGGGACAUUUUUAAAAGUUCCACAAUUCCCACAUUUUUCAUCCAAUUCAAACCAUUCCACAUUCAACACAUUCCACUAUCCUUGAAAUUCAAACUAUAAUUUUUCCAAGUUAACAUUUUUUUCCAGGAAAUCACAGAAUUCCCUUUUUUUCAAACCAUUUUUUUUUAAUGUUACUACUUCAACAUUUCUCGACUGACCUGAAAAAUUCCAACACCAGACAUUUCAACUAAUUCAGAGCAUUCAAGCCUUUUAACAUUUUCCCCAAAAUUCUCGCUUUUCCCGAAAUCCCAAAUUUCCAUGAAAUUCCCAUUGAAAUGAAUGGGACAUUUUUCAAAGUUCCACAAUUCCCACAUUUUUCAUCCGAUUCAAACCAUUCCACCUUCAACACAUUCCACUCAUCCUGGAAAUUCAAACUAUCAUUUUUCAAAGUUCAAAAAAAUUCAAGGAAUUCCCAGAAUUCCCUUUUUUUUUUUUCAAAACCCUUUUUUCAACCUUUUUUAUGUUGACUACUCCUCCCACAUUUUUCAACCCACUUCAACCGUCCCACCGUCCAAACAUUGUUCUUAAUCAGGACAAAAAAAAAAGACGUUUUUUUUACUGGAAAAAUUCUCGGUUUUCCCGAGAUUCCAGGAAUUCCUUAAUACCAUUUCUCAAUUAAAAAUGUUAAUACUUCAACAUUUCUCGACCGAUUUAAAAAAUUCCCACACCAACCAUUUCAACUCAUUCGGAACAUUCAAGUAUUUUAACAUUUUCCAUGAAAUUCCCAUUGAAAAGAAUGGGACAUUUUUCAAAGUUCCACAAUUCCCACAUUUUUCAUCCGAUUCAAACCAUUCCACCUUCAACACAUUCCACCAUUUUUCAAGGAUUUUUUAAAAUACUGUAACUAAAUAAUUAAAAAUGUUUUUUCAAAUUUAAUGUGAGCAUGUGGUUACUAACCUCCACUUUGGUGGAAAAGGUAAUGCGUCUCAAAACCUGUUCCACUUGCCCGUUUUCUCUCAAGGUUUUCUUAAUUUUUUGCUCCUUUGGGGACAAAUGUCCAAAUAUUUUUUAAAUACUGUAACUAAAUAAUUAAAAAUUACAUUUUUUUCUAAUUUAAUGUGAGCAUUCUUUGCUUUGUGCUUGGUUACUAACCUCCACAUUGGUGGAAAAGGUAAUGAACAAAAAAAUUGUUUGUAAAGUUUGUAAUGUUUUGUUUGCGAAUUAAAGUUAAAAAAAUAUAUAAUAUAACCGUGUCUUCCCUUGGCGUGCGAGCACCCACCGCUAGUGGGCGCUACGUCAAAAAUGUGUGCGGUUUUCUUCCCAAAACAGGAAGUCUCAAAACCUGUUCCACUUGCCCGUUUUUCUUAACUUUUUGUUCCUUUGGGGACAAACAAAGUUUAAAAAAAAAAAAAGACUAUUGUCAUGUCCAAAUAUUUUUCAAAUACUGUAACUAAAUAAUUAAAAAUGACCUUUUUUUCUAAUUUAAUGUGAGCUUUCUUUGAUUUGUGCUUGGUUACUAACCUCUACUUCGGUGGAAAAGGUAACGAACAAAACAAUUAUUUUUUCCAAAAAAUCGUCAGUACAGUUUGUAAUGAUUGUUUACAAAUUAAAGUAAAAAUAUAUAUAAUAUAACCGUGUCUUACCUUGGCGUUUGCGAGCACCCACCGCUAGUGGGCGCUAAGUCCAAAUGUGUGUGCUUUUCUUCCUAAAACAGGAAGUCUCAAAACCUGUUCCACCAAUAGACAUCUUAUAAGGGUACGCAGCAUGGAGCGCUACUGGCGCUGACGAGACGCGGGGCCGCCAUCUUGGAGUGGUGAUCCGCUCCACUCAGUGCAAUUCAUUUGGCAGGAGCAAUGAACGGUCAGUGCAUUUAAUUCAUUUUACCUCACUGAAUACCACUGAUUUUCACACGGUUUUUGGUCAUACGUGUAGCUAUGAUAUAGGACACAUGUUUUAUUAUUCAUAGUUUGCCUAAAAGUAAUACAAUAUUCUUAUAUGCUAUAAAUGACCAGACGUCCGAGAUCAAAACUGGGAAUAUAAUCCCAGAGAAGGGGGAAAAAACGUCAGGUAUUUUUAAAUUCAAGAAACAAUAUGAUUAGGUUAUAUAUACAUGCGUAUAUCCUACAUAAACAAUGUAUGAAUACAUUAGAUAUCUAUAUAUCUUGGGGACCUAUUGUAUCUCUGUUGCUGCAGCAGCAGAGAGUUUAUUCUGUCUUGACACUUUGUAUUACAUUCUUCCCUUAAAUGAUCAUGUUUACAGUGAUUGUUUUAUAUUUUAUUUGUAUGUUGCUUUGGAUAAAAGCCUCUGCCAAAUACUUAAACAUAUAUAAACACCUGAAAGUCUUUAUAUCAGCUAAAACCACCAAUCUGUUUCAAUGGAUUCAGAAUAAAACCAAAUUCUGUCUUAAUUGUGUGUUGGCUUUUACAAUCUUUAUCUUCAUCAUUUAUUUCAACUUUAUGUUAUUCAAGUAUGACAUUUUUAAAUGUAAUUAAUUUCAUUGACAAGCAAUUCUAUUAUGGUCAUACUCUUGUUUGCUAGCGGCUACGAUUUCAGUACUAUAGGUGAGGGCCGACAUCCGGGCAACUGAGCUACAUACGGGUUCUUCGAGCCAUAGCAACCAUGACUGGCGUUGAAAACAAACCGUUGCCAUUACUCUUUAACCUGUCGACCUACGCUGGUUAAACCCGUCAUUCUGCCUCCAAAAUGCCGAAAAACGGUGUUGUUUUUGGUUGUGCUAACCACAACUGGAAACAGGGAAAACAAAGGUUGUAUUUUGUUCUGCCAAAGCGCGAUAAAAGCCCACAGAGACGAGACAAAUGGCUCGCAGCUUUACACCGGGAAAACGAGGACGGUUCUCACUGGAGUCCCCCAAAGUCCCGGGUCGUGU
This is a messenger RNA of Entelurus aequoreus (snake pipefish), 4837 nucleotides long. RefSeq names its product KxDL motif containing 1 (gene kxd1). The coding region runs from base 192 to 758 and encodes 188 amino acids. Lineage: Eukaryota; Metazoa; Chordata; Actinopteri; Syngnathiformes; Syngnathidae. The transcript is spliced from 5 exons. Gene Ontology annotation, biological process: lysosome localization. Gene Ontology annotation, cellular component: BORC complex. The record is from RefSeq and is a predicted model, not a curated record.